AACAAUCUCUGUGUCGCGCAUAAACAACGCGGGGUGGAGUCGUCUCCCUGUCCCUCUCCUCCCCCCACCCGGGCCAUAAACCCCGAGGGAAACCCCGCGACGGCCAUGGCGCAGCCGGCCGGCGCCGGGGGCGCCAGGGGCCGGGACCUGCGGAUGUCCAUCGAGGAGGUGGCCAAGAAGCUGUCCCUGUGGCACACGGCCACGUUCCGGCCCAUCCUGACCCACGACGAGCUGGAGCCCAUCCUGGCCGCGGCCGGCUUCGUGCCGCUGCCGCCCGCGCCGGCGCCCAGGCAGCAGCAGGAGUGCCUCCCCACGGCCCACGCCGCCGCGGCCGGGGCCGUGGCGUGGCGGGAGUACGCCUUCCUCGGGUGCAAUGCCAACGCGGCGGCGGCGGCGCGCCGGCGCCGCCGCCCCGGCCCGCGCCCGCGGCUGCCGCACCCGCGCCUCGACGGCCUGCACCUCAAGACCUACGAGGCCUUCCUCGGCGCCGUCGAGGCGCACCUCGGCGCCGACCGCGUCUCCAACCUCUUCCACGUCAGGCUGAUGCCGGUGACCAACCCGCACGACCGGGCGUUCGACAAGGUGUUCCGCCCCAUGCGGAACUUCAGCGCGGAGGAGGACGGGCUCAUCGUGUACCGGGAGGGGACCCUGGACGACCUCACCUUCGAGAUGUGCAGCCGCCACGGCGCCGUCGGGGACCUCGGCCACCACGUCAUCCCGGGCGUCAGCUGCGCCGACCUCGGCUACCUCCGCAAGGUCGACGGCAACUGCCACCAGGAGGGCUGCUGCGCAAGACACCCUGCCUCCGGCGCCGCCGCCGCCACCGGCGGCGGCUAUGACUUCUUCGCCGUCCAUCUCAAGGAUCUCCUCCCCAAGUACUAGCUGAACCUGUGCGGUCUUGAAAAGAUGCAUGGUCGUCAGCAGAGUAGGUGCUAGUAGCUAGCAGAAUUAGCUUUAGCAGCGGUGAGGCGUCGAUUACCAGGUGACUGCAGUUAGUUACAGUGAGUCAAGGUUGCUCCUUCCUUUUCGAGUGUACAAUCUGUUGCGAGUCAUGUGCCUGCAUGUUGAGCGAGUUCUAUCAGAUCAGCAGCAUAAAGUUUUGGGGAGGUGUCUGUACCUGGGCUUAAUGUGGAUGAUAGUAAUGGUAUGAAGAAAUGGGAUGGGAUCAUGUGGUGACAAGUUUCUCAUGCUC
Messenger RNA from Panicum hallii, 1192 nucleotides. RefSeq lists its product as uncharacterized. The record is from RefSeq and is a predicted model, not a curated record. Lineage: Eukaryota; Viridiplantae; Streptophyta; Magnoliopsida; Poales; Poaceae. Bases 106 to 882 code for a protein of 258 amino acids. The transcript is spliced from 2 exons.